This is a messenger RNA of Scylla paramamosain (green mud crab), 435 nucleotides long. RefSeq lists its product as uncharacterized. The coding region runs from base 1 to 435 and encodes 144 amino acids. The transcript has 3 exons. Lineage: Eukaryota; Metazoa; Arthropoda; Malacostraca; Decapoda; Portunidae. The record is from RefSeq and is a predicted model, not a curated record.
AUGUUUGCCCUUCGCUCCUUGGUGGUGGUGGUGGUGGCUCUGCUGGCCCUGAUGUGCCUGACGGAGGCGGCUCCAGGAGGGCAGUAUUAUGGCAGCAGUCAUGGCAGUUUUGGUGGUGGUGGCUUUGGCGGUCGUUUCGGGAGCCACAGCAGCCAUGGCGGUCAUGUCGGGGGCUACGGCAGCUAUGGCGGUCAUUCCUCUCACGGUUACGUCAGGCCACGUCCCAGCUACGGAGAACACAGUGACAGUGGGAAUGAGGAUGCUAGUGCCGCUGCUGUAGGUGCUGGCAGGGGAGGCACAUGUGAUGCCUUAGGAAGCUCAGGAGAGGACGGAGACCGACCGUUGCUGAACAAUCCCUCCUGUGCCUCUGUAUGUAACUUUCCUAAAAACAGCAAAGCACAUAGACAGAAGAGGACUGGUGCAUGUGGACAGUGA